CGGAGGAACAACGAUGGCUGGCGGUCUCUCCUGCUUCUUCACUAUCUGUUCCGACCAUAGCGCGGACACCGGAUGCAGCAUGACCCGUGCUCGCAGCAGUGAGCGCUCGACCUGGUAAUAUUGGUUGAUACGGCGGACAGUGACGGCACUAGCGAGUGCUUGUCCCGAUAUCUCGCUUGAGCUCCUCGUCUCAUCGAAGCGUGGACGUGGACUUGUCAAGCUCGAUCCACUGCGGAUCCUGCAAUACCAGCAACAAUCAUGAGUUCUACCGACUUGACGGACCCCGCCAAGUUCAAGCUCCAGGCGGACGGAAGCCUGAAGCGCCCUCAGUCCGCGUUUCGCGACUGGAUCGUUCCGGGGAGCGGCAAGUUUGAGCCCGAGAAAGGGAGGUACCACCUCUAUGUAUCCCUCGCCUGUCCUUGGGCCCACCGCACUCUGAUCGUACGCAAGCUGAAAGGCUUGGAGGAGAUUAUACCCAUCCACGUCGUCUCCCCGCACCUCGGCGAACACGGAUGGCCCUUCGCGAGCGCCGAUCCUUACCCCGGCGCCGACGUCGACCCUCUAUUCGACGCGAAGCACAUGAAGGACCUCUAUCUGCGAGUCGACCCGCAGUACCAAGCGAGAUGCUCCGUACCUAUGCUAUGGGACACCAAGCUCUCGACGAUCGUCAACAACGAGUCCUCCGAGAUUAUUCGCAUGCUCUACACCGCCUUUGACGCGCUCUUACCAGAAAGCGUCGCCUCCCUUGAUCUCUACCCGGAAGCGCACCGCAAGGAGAUCGAUGACAUGAACGAAUGGGUGUACGACACCGUCAACAACGGCGUCUACAAAGCCGGGUUCGCCGGCACGCAAAAAGCGUACGAGGACGCCGUGCUGCCGCUCUUCGCCUCGCUCGACAAGCUCGAGCAGACGCUCGAGGGCAAAGACUACCUCGUCGGCGACCGGCUGACCGAGGCCGACAUACGGCUCUACCCGACCAUCAUCCGCUUCGACGUCGUGUACGCCACCCACUUCAAAUGCAACAUCCGCACCAUCCGCAGCGGCUACCCCAACCUGCACCGCUGGUUGCGCAAGCUCUACUGGACCGUGCCGGCGUUCGGCGAGACAACGAACUUCGACCACAUCAAAGUGCACUACUUCUGGUCACACCCCAUGAUCAACCCUCAUCGGAUCGUACCAGUGGGCCCGCUCCCUCACAUCCUUUCUCUCUGA
Messenger RNA from Punctularia strigosozonata HHB-11173 SS5, 1212 nucleotides. RefSeq names its product glutathione S-transferase. Gene Ontology annotation, molecular function: glutathione transferase activity. The record is from RefSeq and is a predicted model, not a curated record. Bases 259 to 1212 code for a protein of 317 amino acids. Gene Ontology annotation, cellular component: cytoplasm. The transcript has 10 exons. Lineage: Eukaryota; Fungi; Basidiomycota; Agaricomycetes; Corticiales; Punctulariaceae.